GGCGAAGCUCCGGCUCCCCUUUACCCCUUGCCGGGCGAGCGGUGUCUAUGGGGCACCCGCCGCCGCACCCGCCGCUACCGCCACCGCCGCCGCCGCCGCUGGGUGCUGUCUCUAUGGCGAAGAGGAGGAGGAGGAGCGCGAGCUCAGCGACACAAGUACACAAAUAAAGGAUAAAGUAUUUACGAAACAAAUCUUCAAUCAAGUAUAACAUUUUGAUGCUUGGCAGCUAGACUCCUUGUGCCCUCACUAUGCCAGCAGCAACUGUAGAUCAUAGCCAAAGAAUUUGUGAAGUUUGGGCUUGCAACCUGGAUGAAGAGAUGAAGAAAAUUCGUCAGGUUAUCCGAAAAUAUAAUUACGUUGCUAUGGACACUGAGUUUCCAGGCGUGGUUGCAAGACCCAUUGGAGAAUUCAGGAGCAAUGCUGACUAUCAGUACCAACUGUUGCGGUGUAAUGUAGACUUGUUAAAGAUAAUUCAGCUAGGACUGACAUUUAUGAAUGAACAAGGAGAAUACCCACCAGGAACUUCAACUUGGCAGUUUAACUUUAAAUUUAAUUUGACGGAGGACAUGUAUGCCCAAGACUCUAUAGAGCUGCUCACAACAUCUGGUAUCCAGUUUAAAAAACAUGAGGAGGAAGGAAUUGAGACCCAGUACUUUGCAGAACUUCUUAUGACAUCAGGAGUAGUCCUCUGUGAAGGGGUCAAAUGGUUAUCAUUUCAUAGUGGUUAUGACUUUGGCUACUUAAUCAAAAUCCUGACCAACUCUAACUUGCCUGAAGAAGAACUUGACUUCUUUGAGAUCCUUCGAUUGUUUUUUCCUGUCAUUUAUGAUGUGAAGUACCUCAUGAAGAGCUGCAAAAAUCUCAAAGGUGGUUUACAGGAAGUUGCUGAACAGUUAGAGCUGGAACGGAUAGGACCACAGCAUCAGGCAGGAUCUGACUCAUUGCUCACAGGAAUGGCCUUUUUCAAAAUGAGAGAAAUGUUCUUUGAAGAUCAUAUUGAUGAUGCCAAAUAUUGUGGUCAUUUGUAUGGCCUUGGUUCUGGUUCAUCCUAUGUACAGAAUGGCACAGGGAAUGCAUAUGAAGAGGAAGCCAGCAAGCAGUCAUGACAUGAAAUAGUUCUUUUAUUUUUAUUUUAUUUGAGAUACACACAUGCUUGUAUAUAGGUUUUAUCUCUGGUUGAAUCCCUUGAACAGUAGACAUUACUUUUUUUUUCUUCAUAGCUUAUUUUUCUGCCUUUCAGCACUAAGUAUGACCAUUCCUAUCUCAGAUCUUAACAAACAGAAAAGUAUUCAGGUUCAAUCCGGCCUUAAAUACACUUGUUAGUAGGAGUGUGUGAGUGGGGAAAGCUACAUGGUAUUGAAUACUUUGAUAAACUUCACCGACUUGAGCUUGUUUUUUUUCCCGUUCCUAAAUUAACUAGCACUGACUGUAAUUUAUUUCCCUGUUUCAUGUCUCCCUUCCAUUCUGCAGGAGCUUUAGCUAUUUGAGAUUGUGGACCAUCAAUUUUGCACUUUAGAGAGUGAUUCUGACUCAAAUCCUCUGUUUUAUCAGCAGUUUUGGUUUUCCUUGCUCUUAGCUGGAAAAAUGACCAUCUGCCAACUUUUCCCAUAUUACUUGUUUUUGACCCAUGGAAUAUAGCACAUGUAUUGUGCAAAUGGUUGAAUCAGCAGGACUACAAAAAAGAAAAGACAAAAAACUACUGAGGAGCUUAGUAACUGCUGUUUCUGUGCGUAGUAGUUAAUCUUCCAAGCACAUCUAGUGUCUGUCAGUUUCUAAUUGGCAUGUGUGUAGGCUGCUCUGUGACUCAAGUGUUUUUCAAACCAGCUUUACACCCUUCAGGAAAAAUCCUUUGUGAUUGGACAUUUAAUGUCUGCCGGGAAACUGGUACCCAAGAUGUUGAAGCUGCAGUUACUUUAUGAUAGCACACUUCCCUUACCUGCUUCUUUUUAUUCCAUCUCUGUUUACCCUUAUUUUAAAAAAUUUUAUAGCCAUAUUUACGAUGCUCUUGAUUUGUUGAUUCCACAAAUCAAUUUCAUUCAAAUCCAAAGAUUGCCAAGUCUUUAGGUAUAUUUUGUACCAAAUUAAAUUACAAAAAAUUCGAGCUUUCAUAGUUGCUACAAAGAUAGAUAAAUGGAGAAAUUUGGUGCAAAACAACAUAAUACAAAAUUAUAUAUUUAUUAGCUAUAUACAGUAUAGCUAAUAAAACUACCUGAGGAGUGUAAUGCUUGUUUAUUUUUUUGUGUAUAUCUUUGCAAUCUAUUUUAUAUAUAUUGACAAAAGAGACUGUGAAAUAUUUAGCCAUGUGGAAUAUGUGACCAGACCAGAGCAUGCGUAGGAAGGCAUUUUGGUAAUCAUUAACUGCCCUGAAAUGACGGACUACAAGUUAUGAUGUGUGUCAUCUGCACUUCAAUCAGUAAUAUUAGCAAAUCUCCAAAUGUUAGCCACAUUAGUUUGUUUCCCUUGUACAUUCUUUACUCAUGAUACUUCAAUGCUGUAACUGGGUGGUCCUUUUUAAACAAAACAUUUGCGAAACAGAGGGAUUAUUUGUUUUUAAAGCUUUUGUAAAUAAAGGCUUCAGAAAUGUUUUCUUAUA
Dama dama (fallow deer) is the source of this 2593-nucleotide messenger RNA. RefSeq names its product CCR4-NOT transcription complex subunit 7 (gene CNOT7). Gene Ontology annotation, molecular function: nucleic acid binding; poly(A)-specific ribonuclease activity. Gene Ontology annotation, cellular component: P-body; CCR4-NOT core complex; CCR4-NOT complex. The record is from RefSeq and is a predicted model, not a curated record. The transcript is spliced from 7 exons. Lineage: Eukaryota; Metazoa; Chordata; Mammalia; Artiodactyla; Cervidae. Bases 249 to 1106 code for a protein of 285 amino acids.